Molecule: messenger RNA, 918 nt
Organism: Didymodactylos carnosus
Lineage: Eukaryota; Metazoa; Rotifera; Eurotatoria; Philodinida; Philodinidae
Source: the annotation of a GenBank genome assembly
AUGGAAGUAUUACAUCCAGAUCUUUUCAUUGAUUCAAAAAUCAAAAGUGCUGUUGAAUAUAAACAACAACAAAAUCGUUGUCGUAUAAAAUUCAUUGAAAAAUUAUAUUCGUGGUGUUCUCAACCUGUGGAUGUAAAUAAUACAUUUAUUUGUUUAACUACACGUCAAUUACUUUCAACAUGUAAACAUUCCUCUGUAUUAUAUAUUGACUGUACAUAUAAAGUCACAGCUAACGAGUUACCAUUAUUAGUCUUUGGUACAUCAGAUUUCAAUCGUCGAUUUUAUCCUAUGGAUGUAUGUUUAAUAUCUUCAGAUGAGUCAUUUGAAACAUUCAAAAUUUUUUUUCGUGAUAUUCAAGUUUGGGCAUCGACUAUCAAUAAUCAAGCAUAUACAGUAUCACAUGUUAUGGGAGAUGGUGCAGCAGGUAUUACGGGUGCCAUGUGUGAAUUACCAUUAGCGAGUCGUUUAAUGUGCUGGGUACAUGUCAUCCUUGAACAAGAUAUUAUGCAAUUACAACUAUCAUUUAGUGAUCAAAUAUUUGUCACAGCAGCCAAAGCAGUCGAAUGGGUGAAAAAAAUUGAUAAAACACAAAUAUUACAAUUGACUACAUUUAACUUUGUGGUACCAUCAAACGAUCAAAAAAUGAAUACAUUAACAUGGGUUAAUCUAUUACAUUCAAUGGCAUGGGAUUCAUAUGAUCAUUUUAACGAUUGUCUUCAUUCAGCACGUUUAUUAGAUUUUUCUUGUUUUUUACCACCAAUAUUUUGUACCUGUCGAUAUGGUCUCAAAGAAUUUGCCUGUGUUCAUGCAGCUGAUAUGAUGAUGUUAUGGGGUACUCGGCAAAUGCCGCAAGAAAUUGAAAAACGUCGAGGAAAAGGUCGUCCGAAAAAAGUAAAAUAUCCAUUAUCAAAAGACUGA